Molecule: messenger RNA, 1047 nt
Organism: Brugia malayi
Lineage: Eukaryota; Metazoa; Nematoda; Chromadorea; Rhabditida; Onchocercidae
Exons: 7
Coding region: 1-1047 (348 amino acids)
Source: RefSeq, a predicted model, not a curated record
AUGUCCUACUUAUUGCCAUUGUCAUCAUGUUCAACCCCCGGUUGGAACGAUCCACCUGCAGUACUUGACCUUACGAAGACAUCUUCAUCACCGAGUUCUGGUGCUUUGGCAAAUAGACAUCGGCGUCCUGUGCAUCCUUCCAUUCAAGCUUCCAAUACUUCAUCGACAUACACAAAUUUAGUACAACCAGUGUUCUCACCGCAACCUACAAAUCCAGCUCUAGCUGCAACUCAGAUCCCAACUGUAACCUUAGUUGAAGGUAUUACAGUCUGCGGAGCUCCUCCACAGUCAAUUUUUCCGACACCAGUGCCAAAUUAUGCCACAAUGGAUUCAUUUGUCCCGUAUUCUAAUUCCCCAUCCACAGACAGAAAGAGGGAUCAAUCGGCGGAUAAAUCUUCAUCCCUGCAGCAUCAUCGUUCUAUUUUUGAUGCAUUCAAUGUCCCAGAUCCUCAGCAGCAAGCGCUACCGAAAUCGCAAAGUUUGACAUAUGAUACUCCUGCUCCUGAAAAGUCUCCUGAAAACUGUUUUCGGAAGUCCUUUGAUCCGAAUUUAUCCACUUCAACAGGUGUUCAAGUUACAUCUUCAAUUGAAAGAAAUCCAAAUGCUUUAAUUUAUGUUCCACCCAAUGUGAUAAGUGAAAAUAAUAGAAGGCCUGCUACAUCGCCAUAUCCAACUGAUUAUGUAGCACCCAUAAAGGCUGCUGGUGAUGUGUCUUUGAAUGGUCCUCAGCUUGUCCAGUUUUUGAUCAAAGCCACAUAUAGACUCCCAGUUGGAGUAACUAGAGACGGGAUUCAGUUACGCAUAAAUCAAUUAUGUGAAUCAAUGAGUGCAGGGCAAGUGACGGAUAGUUGCAUCAAGAAACUGAAUUUUGUUGUUGAUGCACUGGAUCGUGGCUUAUUUGAUGAAGCAUAUCAAUUUUUUGAACAGUUACAAGUAUCAUUUCCAACACAAGCUCGAACUAGUUGGGCUCAGGGUAUUCGGUUAUUGCUGAACGAAUUGAGGCGUCCGGCUCGUAUCGGUAGUGCUGGUCCAACUCGCCAUCUAUAA